AUGUCGACGACCAUCAGCAAGGAACAACACGAUGAGCUGUGCGUCUCGUACGCGUCCAUGAUGCUCUUUGACGGCGAGCACGAGAUCACGUCGGAGGCCAUCACUACGAUUGUGAACGCGUCGGGGAACGAAGUGGAGCCGUACUGGCCCACGCUCUUUGCGUCGCUGCUGUCGAAGGAAGGCAAGAUCCUGGACUUGAUUUCGUCGGGCGGCGCUGCGUCAGGCGCUGCUGCCGCAGCGGGCGGUGCGUCUGGUGCGGCGGCGGCGGGCGGUGAGCCCGCGAAGGAAGAGGCCAAGGCCGUGGAAGAGGAAGAAGAGGUGGACAUGGGCGGCGGCAUGGACAUGUUUGGCGAUGAAGACUACUAA
Molecule: messenger RNA, 366 nt
Organism: Hyaloperonospora brassicae
Lineage: Eukaryota; Oomycota; Peronosporomycetes; Peronosporales; Peronosporaceae
Source: the annotation of a GenBank genome assembly